CAUUUCCGUUCAGGAAGUGUCCGUUCAAAACAAAUGUUAGCUCGCUGUUGGAAUAUUUCUCAGUCCUCAAUGAGUUUUUAUCGUAUAUAAAUACAAGACCUGUCGUAAUAAUUAACUUCCUCCUUUAUCAAUGGACACACCAGAGCCCGGCCAGGCAGAUGGAGAGGAGCGUCUCGUAGAGCUUCGACCUCGAACGCGCUCCAACCCAGAGGGUGCUGAGGACCGACGAAGCAGCACUGGCAGCCUCGGAGGAAACGGGAACCCCAGCAUAUCUCAGCCUGCCGUGGGAAGUCGUGUGGAGGGAGAAGGUGAGGCCUCGACCAGCGACAGCCCUCCAAGUUCCACCACCGCAACCAUCUCAGUGUCUACGGCUCAGGCUGUGGCUCCCACUGCCGUCACAGGUGCGACUGCUGCGGCCAGUGCUGCGGUACCACUGUCCACUACGGCCGUGUCAACCAAAGACAGGCCAAAGUCCACACAGCAACACCCCACACUCACCACGUCCGUCCCUUCACCGGCAGAGUAUCAGCUCAGAGUGCCGCGCGUAAACUGCCCAGAGAAAGUGAUUAUCUGCUUAGAUCUUUCUGAAGAGAUGUCUUUGCCAAAGCUGGAGUCCUUUAACGGGUCUAAAACAAAUGCUCUGAACAUAUCCCAGAAGAUGAUUGAGAUGUUUGUCAGAACAAAACACAAGAUUGACAAACGGCAUGAGUUUGCUCUGGUGGUCGUCAACGAUGACGCCCUGUGGCUGUCAGGCUUUACCUCUGAUCCCAGGGAGCUGUGUAGCUGCUUGUAUGACCUGGAGACCAACGUGUGCGAGUCCUUCAACCUGGAAGAUCUCCUUAAUGUCAUACGUCAGAAAAUCGAGCUGCCGUUGAUGGAGAAUAUUCAGACUAUCCCGCCUCCGUAUGUGGUGCGGACUGUGCUUAUCUACAGCCGUCAUGCUGGGCAGCUGCAGUUCAACCCAUCUGAGGCUGUUAGUAAAAUGCUGCAGUCGCCAUAUUUUUUCUUCGACGUGGUCUAUUUGCACAACGGGGUGGAAGAGCAGGGGGAUGAGACCAGCUGGAGGGACAACUACACCUCGUUCAGUAACCUGGACUCUAAGGGCAUGUGUUAUCGCUUUGAGGUUUCCUUAGGCGGACCCGCCAUUGAGCUGCACAAUUGCAUGGCCAAACUUCUGGCUCACCCUUUACAAAGGCCUUUCCAGAGUCAUGCAUCUUACAGCCUGCUGGAGGGGGACGACCCCCAGGACAUCGAGGCAACCGUUUAAAAUGGGACACUGGCUUCUCUGUGAAAUCCACACGCACGCGUUUCAGUUUUUCCUCCACAUUAUGACCAUUUUUUCUCUUAGCUGCUGUAAUUCUUGUAUUAUUUGGGAUGUAGGUGUAGAUCCAAGGAUAACCAAGGGGUUUGUAUGUCCACACUAAAAUAGACGAGUGAUUUUUCUCAUCUUAACUGCAGGAAUCAUGCAGCUGUUUGCUGCAGGUGUCGUGACAAUGAUUAAAAGUCCCAGAAUCCAAGAAAAAGGUAAAAGAGCAGCUAAACGGUGUAACGCAUCAUUCAUCCCUUGUUGCUUUCUAACACACCACACUGCUCCAAAGCAGGCGAUCAGGAAACUGAUAAACCUUAAUUUGAAGUAGCGAAUCACAGAGACACGUGUCAUGAAGUCUGUGAUCCUGCCUGUGCUUCUGUUGCCUGUUUUAAUCUACUUUGUUUUAUAACGGCUCGUUUUCUUUCUUAGCUGUCACACUUACGUUAUGUUACAUAGGCAAUGAAAAAAUAAAGGGUAUGAUUGUAAAAAUGUCCCUUUGCACUGCCCGUAGAUGCACGUCGUGUACAGACGUUUGUAAAACUGUUUCUGCGGAUUAAAAAAGUUUGUUUAAUGACA
This is a messenger RNA of Neolamprologus brichardi, 1885 nucleotides long. RefSeq names its product BRISC and BRCA1 A complex member 1 (gene babam1). Gene Ontology annotation, cellular component: BRCA1-A complex; BRISC complex; nuclear body. Lineage: Eukaryota; Metazoa; Chordata; Actinopteri; Cichliformes; Cichlidae. The record is from RefSeq and is a predicted model, not a curated record. Gene Ontology annotation, biological process: double-strand break repair; mitotic G2 DNA damage checkpoint signaling; positive regulation of DNA repair.